AUGAGCACGAGGCCUGACCCAAUCAAUGGGAUUCCCAGAGGUGACGCCCGUAUAAGUAAACCCCGGGUUUACCUCAGCCUGCGCCUUCGCGUGAUCCCACCCAGUGCGGCGCUGUGCGUGGAUGCCGUUGAACUCGGGCAGCCCGCGGACGUCGGGGCCCCAGCCGAAAUCAUCGACGAUGAAGCGCUUCACUCCUGCAGCCUCGGCAGCGUCGAUUAUGGCGACCUGAUGCCCUAUGCCGGACGGGCCCACAACACAAACGGCGGCAUCUUACCCCGCCAGUGCUUUGGUCAGCUCGUCAACCUUGUACGCCGUUCUGAUAACGGGUACUCCGGAUGGAAAGGUCGCCGCAGACUGGACCCGGGUGAUUAUGGUCACGUCAAACCCGGCGCUCAUGAGGGCCGCUGUGAUGGGAGUACCGAAGUUGCCUGA
Coniosporium apollinis CBS 100218 is the source of this 432-nucleotide messenger RNA. RefSeq lists its product as uncharacterized. NCBI's taxonomy places the organism in Eukaryota, Fungi, Ascomycota, Dothideomycetes. The record is from RefSeq and is a predicted model, not a curated record. The coding region runs from base 1 to 432 and encodes 143 amino acids. The transcript has a single exon.